AGUCUGAGGUGUUUGCGUUAUAAUAUACGACUUGCCCCAUUAGAGACACUUUGGUGGCGAGGUUGAGCCUUUUAGUGCUACUCAAAUGGCAAAUAAGUAAAGUGUUAUGUUUGAAUUCACAGGGAUAUUUCUCUGUUGUAUCGAAAAUGUGUAUUUAUGAUUCAUAGCGUAUAUGUUUAUAUUUAAAAUCAUAUUUUCUUAUUUAAAAAAAAUCUAGAAGCUCAGAAAAAAGUUUAAAUUUAAGGUAAAGCAGUAUUUGUGUACUACUUCCAUCUACGGAAACAAUUUUCUCUUUAAAGAUCGUACCUUUAAUGUUUGAGAGUGUUCAUUUUUGCUAUUUAGAUCAUGGUUAGCACAGUUUGUGACCAGGUUACAACUGAUUUCUUCAAAUUAAAUAUCUCUUAUUCGGGCGAUUAACCAUAAUCGUUGGUGUUGUUACAGACGUUGAACACUAGGUGGCAGCAGUCUUCUUACCCUGAUCAAAGGUGUUUUAAGGUAACGUCAAGAGACAACUGCCAAAAAAACAAUAGGCCAAAAAUGUAUAAACAAAUCUAUGAAUGAUAAAAUCAAUCAAUUAAUUAAUAAUGAAUUGACUAACUCUUUCAUUACAGUAAUUUUGGUCCCCAAAAACAAAUUUCAUUCUUUCACUUUGUUAUAAUAGUAGUGUACAUUAUUGGCAUUUCUGAUGAGUACAAACAUGACAUGAUGUGUCUCAUAAGUCUGUAGCUGUUUAGGUCCGUAUCCUUUUUACCGUUUUAGCUCAAUUUAAAUGCAAAUCUUUAAAAAUUUACAAAUUAAACCAGAAUUUACUGGUUCAAGCACAGUGAAAACGUCUAAGAAGUCCCCAGUGAUGCUGUGGUCUGACAGUUAGCCAGCUCUCUAAGUGAUAACAGUCCGGAAAAAUACAUCUGCUUUUCCUCCUAAACAUAUGGACGAGCAACGUACAAAUGGGAAAACAGCCGUAAACAACUUUACACCUGAACAUUCAGUCCUAUUAUUACAGCCACACACAAACAAAUACUUUCUCUCCAUACAUCAUGACCUAAGACCCUUUUACAGCUCAUCUGCUCACAGCUCUCUUUACUGCACUGUCAUGAAACGUUAGCUGCCUACUCAGCACUCAUCCUCAUAAUCAAUUUAGAUUUGUUGCUGAGGAGCAAUGAGCUCGUUUUUUUCAUCUUUGAUUCAGGAGCUUCAUUUGCCCUCAGAGGAUCAUUAUCUCUAAUGACUUACAGACAAAACAAUUUAUUAUUGUAGUCCGGCCUCAGUUAAGAAGGUUGGGAACUUGCACAUUUUAUAAUUGGGGAUAUUAUUAAAUGAGACAUUUAGAUGCUAUGUGAUAUUUUUGCAAAGAUAAAGGUUUAAAGUAAUUCAAACUGAAACUUAGUAAAGCAACUAUCCGGCAAAGCUGCAUCAAAGUGUAGUUUUAUGUGGUAACUGUUUCAUCAAUUUAAUUAUGAUGAACGAUAAUUUAUUUGCCACUUUAUUCAGUAUAUCGCAGCUCUAUCAAUAAAGACUUUAUAGAUUUUAGGGCAGUGCAGAGUGGCCAUAAAGUAAAACACCGAGUACUUGUUACUGUUUACAAUUUCUGUCUAUAGUUUCUACUUUCCUAAAUUCAAAUGCAGACCAUUUCAGUGGAUAAAUGUAUUUGUUUUAGUUUUAGUUUGGAAUUAAGUUCAUGCUUUUGCCAGUGCGGCCCUUGCAUUGUUCAGUCCUCCUGUAGUCACACCAGCUCUUAAUGGCCUUUCAGCCAUGAAUAUUAGAUACACUUCCCUUCACACACAGCACAAAUGUGAUGAGCCAGCCUGACGCGGCUCUAAGGAGAAAAACACUGUUAGUGCCCAUUUGGGUUUUAGAUAUUGAGAAAUCAAAGUAUGGUUUAAAAAAAAAGCCUAAAUCAAUAUGUUGAUGUUGACAUGCUGACACAUACGUGUCCCCUUACAUGCUUUUCAUGUCUGUGUAAAAGUUGCUUUGGUCUCGGUCCAGACACCAACAGUCAGGGUUCCUCCGUGCUGCUUGUUUGUCCCAUUUUCUGUAUUAGCCAAGGCCGUUUUCCAGUCAUGCCAUGUUAGCGGAUAGUCUCAUGAGUGAGAUUAGUCUCAAUAUGAGCGUGGUACGGAGAUGCAGCCCAUUAUGUCUGUGAGAGAGAGAGAGAAAGAGGUGAGUGGAGAACAGGAGGGCGUGAGAGAGACGCCGCGAGCAGAGAGCAGGGGGAGUCACCGCCUUCACAGAAUUUUAAAUCAGCAUCCUCCACCAGUGCUGCCAGUGUCUGGACACUGGUUCUGUCUGGGAACAGUCUGAGUCGGCCUUCACUCUUUAACGGAGGAUGCUUUGAGGUUGUAUAGGUUUCUUUUUGAGACCCGUGUGAGCCGACCCUUCAGCCGCUCAUCGCUACGUCUACCUCUGUGUGCAGAGAGGGUGUGAAGGAGCAGCGUGGGCGUCUCGGACGCGGAGGAGGGGACAUGGCCGGCGACCUCAUGGUUGGGAUGCUCUACAACUUAUUGCUGCCACUGAUCCUCCUGGCCGCUUCUUCAUUCCGCUACAAUGGUCUGUCAGUGGUGUAUUUCCUGUUUCUGCUCACUUUGCCGCUGCUUCCGAACCCCACCCUGGUCACAAUGAAAGGGAAAACGGGUCAGUUCCUGCGGCUGAUCAUCUACACAAGCAUGACCUUCUUGACCCUGCAGUGCUUCAUGCAGAUUCCCUUCUCCUACGUUCCUGCUCACGUGAGUGGCCACUGGGACAGCUUCUUCUACCACGUAGGCAUUGUGAGGUUUAGCUCGGUGGACUUUGGGAACAUCGUGCGCCUCUUGGCCCCAGACGCCUGUCUCAUGUUUUCCACCAUCUUCAUACUGAGGCUUUGCAAAAAGCGAUUGCGCCCAUUGCCCCAAAUCAGUUUACACGAGAAUGGAAUCCGACCUUCUGACCCCGAGGAAGCCGAAAUGUCCGAGACCGAUUCCGAGGCAGGAAGCGACGCGGAGGGUUCGUCCUUCGACAGCUCCGAAGAGACGACGGCGCCGGUCCAGUCGGGUCCGCCCCAGUUCAUCCAGAAGCUGAUAGUGUUUGCGGCUGGACUGAGGCUGCUGCUGUCAGCGAUCAUGAGCACCGCAGCGAAGGUGGUGGUGACCGUCCUGCUGGGGCUGGCGGGCAUCACGCUGCCCUCCCUCGCCUCGGCGGUGUAUUUUGGCCUGUUUCUUGCUCUGGUGUGGUGGUGGGUGUUCGGCCGCUCCAUCAGCCUGCUGGUCUUCAGCUCUCUGUGUGUGAUGAUGGCCAUCUUCAGCGGGGGACACCUGCUGGUUCUGUACCUGUACCAGCUGCCGCUGUCCCAGCAGAUUGUUCCACCGGAUGACAUCUAUGCUAGACUCUUUGGAAUGACAGGCGUGAUCAGAACAGAGAGGUCCGAUCCGAACAGGCUCCGUCUGCAUCCGCACGUCAGCUGGCCUGACUUCAUCAACCCCCUGGUUCUGCUGCUGCUGUACAACACGCUGGUGGCUCUGCUCCACCAAUGGGUCCACAUCGCUGUGGAGGAUACUGUAGAUGCUGAUGGUGAUGAGGAAUCCUAUGAGAGUCCCAUAGAGAGUCCAGAGGCUCCUCCGAGCUUCUCUAGGGUCCUCUACAUCACAGGAGACAAGCAGGAGCUUUUGAGCAGCACGGACGAGGAAACAUACCUGCCGGAUGAGCCCAUGGUUUUAAUGACCAGCAGCUCUUGGCAGGACGUCCACAGAGAGGACGUGGGAGCUCUGUUACAAGGGGCCGAGUACACCAGCUGUUACCUCCCACCACAGGACGAGGACAAAGCCUCGCCAUCGCAUGGUAUGGAGGACAAGGGUGAGAACCUCCCAGAAAGCCUGACAGAGGCCGUUCCUCCCCCUUCAGGUCCAAGUGGUCUAGUCAUCUUUGGCCGACUGGUACAGAAACACAGCUACGUCAGCGCCCUCAUCAUCAUGAUGGUGUGGAGUAUCACCUACAACAACUGGCUGACCUUUGCCCUGCUGGUGUGGUCCUGCAUCAUCUGGAUGAUGAGGGACCGGCGGCGUUACGCCAUGAUGUCCGCCCCCUUCCUGGCCGUCUACGGCACCGUCCUGGUGGCGCUGGGCUUCCUGAGCGCUCUGCGGCUGAGCCGGGCCGAGCUGUACCCCGGCCUGCCCUCCGAUGUGAUAGAGGACUUCGACCUGAACAGCUACGACCCCGCGCCCUGCGUCCACCUGGGCGCGAAGGUCUUCUACACCUUCAGCUUCUGGCUGAUGUUUCGGCAGCAGCUGAAGGAGAAGCAGGAGGAGCAGAUCUUGAGGGAGGAAUCUUUGGAUGAAGUCAAAGUCAUGAGUUCGGAGGAAAGUCAGCCGUCGCCUCUCGCCACCAUCGCGAUUUCAGCCGUGAAAGGGACGCUGGUGAAGUACUGGAUCCUCUUCUGCUGCUCCAUGUUCUUCAUAGUCAGCUUUUCUGGAACGGUGGUCGUCUACAAAAUCCUCUACAUCGUUCUCUUCCUCUUCUGCGUCGUCCUCUACCAGAUACGUUAUGAUGUGUGGCGUCGGCUCCUGAAGAAGUUCUGGGCAGUGGUUGUUGGUUACUCCAUGGUGGUGCUCAUCACCAUCUACAUGUACCAGUUCAGAAGCGUGUCCAGGCUUUUUAGGCAGAUCAUGGGCAUGUCAGAGGAUGGUCUUCGCGACCUGGGCCUGGAGCGAUACGACACCGUGGAGCUCUUCGCCCGCAUUCUGCUUCCCGCCGCGUUCCUGCUGGCUUGUAUCCUCCAGCUGCACUACUUCAACUCUGACUUCCUGACUCUAACCGACCUCGACAACGUACCUGUCAGACAGUCUCCCAGAGAGGAGGACCUCAGGAGUUCACUCAGUGUUAUAUCUGAAACAAUUAAAGAAAACAUUGACAAAAUACAGAAAAGGCUUGUGAAGGAACAGCUGGGAAACGGGAAGAGUCAGGAAACUCUGGACAGCGUUGGACUGCAAACGUCCUCUGAGAAAGAAGCUGAGGAGCAGGAGGAGGCGACAGAGGAAGAAACCGCUUCAUGCAGUCAGGAGAACAAGUGGUUUGUGAUUGUGGACCGAGCGUCUCUGCUCACCUUUCAAACUCUGAUGGGACUCCACAAGCUCCAGGAGCUGAGCUGGAGGCUGCUGGAGCUGCACAGCCUCAAAAUAGUGUCGUCCGGCAUCAUCUGGGUGUCCCUGCAGGAGGUUUCUCUGAUGAACUCAGUCUUUCUGGUCCUGUGGGUGUUCGCGCUCCCGUUUCCGCGCCUGCGACCUUUGGCCUCUAGCAUCUCUGCUGUGUGGGCGUGUGUCAUGGUGGUGUGCAAAAUGUUUUACCAGCUGAAAGUCAUCAACCCCAGUGACUACUCCUCAAACUGCACCGCUGGCCUGACGCCUUCCAACAGCUCCAGCCUGGACGUUGGAGAGGAUCUGAGGGGGAACAUGGUGGAGCUGCUCAAGAGGUCCCUUCUCUACAUUGAGCCCGUGGACCCUGUGUACUGGUGCGGGGCGCUGCGUAAAUGUGAAGGCCGGAUCCUUCCCUGUCUCAGGAACCAUCUGAUGGUGCUGGGGCUGCUCGUGUUUGAGGCUACUGUCCAUCGCCACCAGCUCUACUUCCGUCUCCAUAACGACCUGAAGCCCCCGCCCUUCAGCAUCAUCUUUCAGGGCAUCACCAGGCAGCACCUGGAUCACGGCGUGCUGCCCUGCGUCAAGUACUUCAUCAACUUCUUCUUCUACAAAUUCGGACUUGAGAUCAGUUUAAUCGUGGCGGUCAACGUGAUUGGCCAGAGGAUGGACUUCUACGCCCUGCUCCACUCCUGCGCCCUGUUGGCCGUGCUGUCUCGGCGCCGCAGGAAGGCCAUCGGGGAGGUGUGGCCUAAGUACUGCUGCUUCACAGCGAGCUUCAUGGUGCUGCAGUACAUGCUCUGCACCGGCAUCCCACCCGCUUUCUGUGUGGACUACCCCUGGAGGACUGCAGCUCACCCUUUGACCUCUAACGUCAUCAAGUGGUUCUACCUGCCCGACUUUGCCAUGAGACCCAAUCCUUUGUUUAUAUUCUACGACCACCUCCUGCUGCUGUGCUCCUCUCUGCAGUGGCACGUGUUUGAGGAGGAGAACCGAGCAGCCGUGCGCCUGCUGGCCGGCGACAACGUGGAGAUCAGCCGCAGUCUGGACCCGUGCUCCUUCAACCAGUUCAUACCAGUCAAUAACUUCCUACACUGCCGGUGUUACCUGGACAUGGUGAAGGUGUUUGUGUUCAGCUACUUCUUCUGGCUGGUGCUGUGCCUCAUCUUCAUCACCGGCACCACGCGGAUCAACAUCUUCUGCCUGGGCUACCUGGUGGCCUGCUUUUACUUCAUGCUGUUUGGAGGCAGCGUGCUCAUGCAGCCCGUCAGGUACAUCCUGCGACUGUGGGACUGGCUCAUCGGAUACACCUGCUUUGUGAUCGCCAUGAAGAACCUUCUGUCUCUCGGCUCUUGCGCCUACCUGGAGAGCCUUCUGAAGAAUAGCUGCUGGUUAAUUCAGGCCUUCAGCAUGUUCUGCACCAUCAAAGGCUACGAUGUCCCUGAUCCUGAUGAUGAGUGUGAGCUGCCGGAGGGUGAGGCCGGCAUCGUCUGGGACGCCAUCUGUUUUACUGUUCUGUUGGCUCAGAGGAGGGUCUUCCUCAGCUACUACUUCCUCUACGUGGUGUCUGACCUCAAGUCAUCCAAGUUAUUGGCCUCCAGAGGUGCUGAGCUUUUUGAGGCAAGGGUGAAGAAGCAGGUCGCAGCCCGACUGGAGAUGGAGAAGAAAUCUGUGCAGACGCUGAAAAAACAAAUGGAGAAGAUUAAAUCUAAACAGAAGGGUCGCCCUGCACCAGCAGACAAACCGGACCCUGCUGCUGACCAGGAGCAGGUGACCCUGGAUGACGAUGAAAAGGCAAAGAGAGAUGCAGGAAAAUGGUGGAAGCCUUGGGUCUCGAAGCCUGGAGUGGAAAACAACUGUGGCUAUCACCUGUUUGAGAGCGACAGCGAUGAGGAUGAGGAGGAAGCGGUAGAGAAGAAGGAGGAGGAGGAACCACCGAAGAAGAAAUCUGCCUUCCAGUUGGCCUAUAACGCCUGGGUGACCAGCUCCAAGUCUGCUCUGAAGGACGUGAAGAAGGAGAAGAAGAAAAGAAAGAAAGAAGAGAAGAAGAUGGCAAAGAGGGAGCUGCAGAGCCAGCAAAGCACUGAUAGAAGUGACUCUAGUGAGGAUGAGCUGGAUGAAAGCACUGUGGAAGAGGAGGGAGAGGAGGAAAAAGAAAACAUUCUGCAGCGACUCAUCAGCACCCUGAAGUUCAGCUGGGUGUUCGUUCAGUCGCUGCUCGACGACGUGACGGAGGGUCUGAACGCGUUCUGCAAAGACAGCCUGAACAUUUCCAAAGUGCUGCGCUUCGAGAGAGCUUUGCUGAACCAGCAGCUAAAGAAGGGCAAAGAGGUGAGCCAGGACAGCGUGAAGCAGUUCUAUGAGAACCGGAUGUCCCGUCAGAACACGCUGUCGUCUCAGGACGACCUGGAUGACCUGCCUCCUGCCUCCACGCCCCCCUCCGUCCACUCCUCACACCAUGAAUAUGCCAAGCUGAGGAACCAGGCCUCCAAAGCGUCGUGGGGCAGCAGCGUUUCCAGCUGCCUGACGGAUGAGACGAUGCUGUGCACCCGGCAGCCGACGCAGGAGGAGCUGGACGAGCCCCCUGCUGUGCCGCCUGCUGCUGACCAGCUCCGACGGAAGCUCCUGAAAACGGCCAACAUGGACCUGACGUCUUUUGACACGGAUGAACUUCCACCAAGCCAUGAAGAUGGUGUCGUACAGAAAGAAGACCAUGAGCAGGAAGAAGACCCGGAGGCUGAGAAGGAGCUCGAAGAGACACAGAAUGAAAAUAAUGAGCAACAUGACGUAGAUGUUGAGGUCAGGAGAGAAAAACAGGAACAGGAACAACAACAGGGCGACAACGAAGAAGGUGGUGAUGAUGAUGACGAAGGUGCUGAAAACCCAGAAUGCUCCUUACUGGGGUUCAGGGAGAGCGAUGGAGAGAGGAGUCUUGACCUCCCAGAAUCUCCCAGGCCACUGAGUCAAGAGACAAGAAACCUCACUGCCAGCGAACUGCUGCUUAACAACAUGUUCGAAAACGGGGAGAUCUCCGAUUCCGACGCCUUCUUCGCGACGCUGCCGCGGCCGCUCAAGCUGCUGUUCGCUCUCUACAACACCAUGGUGUCCAAGUCGGAGAUGCUGUGCUACUUCGUCAUCAUCCUCAACCACAUCGUGUCCGCCUCGCUCCUCUCCCUCAUCCUGCCCAUCCUCAUCUUCCUGUGGGCCAUGCUGUCUGUGCCCCGGCCCACCAAGCGCUUCUGGAUGACGGCCAUAAUCUACACAGAGCUGAAUGUUGUGGUGAAGUACUUUUUCCAGUUCGGUUUCUUUCCCUGGACCACCUCCGCCUACCGAGGGAUCAACUCGGAGCGCCCCUUCGCCCUGCCCAACAUUGUCGGCGUGGAAAAGAAGGACGGCUACGUCCUUUUUGACCUCAUUCAGCUGCUUGCGCUCUUUUUCCAUCGCUCUAUUCUUAAGUGUCACGGGCUGUGGGACAACAAGGAGGUCGAGAUGCCCGACUUCUUCAAGAAGCUGAAGAAGAAAGUGGACAAGAAGAAGAUGACAGGCGGGGACAAGGAAAAAGCUCCGCGCCGGCUCAACUUCCUCCCUAUUUACGCCUCCACCACCUCCAUAUUCUGCCGGCGAAAGAGAGACUCUGCAGAAGGCGACGACGUGAAGCCCAAACGGCAUUCCAGCAGGAAGAAGCGGCAGCAGCGCCACAAGGCUCCACUGACCAGGAAGCAGAGGAUGCGACAGCAAAUCAGGGAGAAGAUGCUCCGUGCCAAAGCCACCGCCAUAGAAAUUUGCCUUCACAUUUACUUACCCAUAAGGCAGUUCUUCUAUGACAUCAUCCACCCAGACUACAGCCCUGUGUGCGACGUCUACGCCCUCAUGUUUCUUAUCGAUGUAGUCAACUUCAUUGUCACCAUAUAUGGAUACUGGGCUUUUGGGAAAUACUCCGCAGCAGCCGACAUCACAGAGUCCCUGUCGGAGGACCAGGUUCCAGAGGCCUUCCUGGUUAUGCUGCUGAUCCAGUUUGGUACCAUGAUAGUAGACCGGGCCCUUUAUCUGAAGAAGUCCCUGCUGGGAAAGUGUGUUUUCCAGGUGGUGCUUGUGUUCGGCAUCCACUUCUGGAUGUUCUUCAUCCUGCCUGGAGUUACUGAGAGGAGAUUCAACAGAAACCCCAUUGCUCAGCUCUGGUACUUUGUGAAGUGUAUCUACUUUGGUCUGUCUGCCUACCAGAUCAAAUGUGGCUACCCAAAUCGCAUCCUGGGCAACUUCCUCACCAAGCACUACAACUACCUCAACCUUUUCCUAUUCCAGGGAUUUCGUUCCGUUCCCUUCCUCACUGAGUUGCGAGCUGUGAUGGACUGGGUUUGGACCGACACAACUCUGUCUCUGUCCAGUUGGAUUUGUGUUGAGGACAUCUAUGCAAACAUAUUUGUCCUCAAGUGCUGGAGAGAGUCUGAGAAAAAAUACCCCCACCCUCCAGGGCAGAAGAAGAAGAAGGUGGUAAAAUAUGGAAUGGGUGGCUUCCUGAUCUUUGCUCUUAUUGGAAUCAUCUGGUUCCCACUUCUUUUCAUGUCACUGGUCCAGUCAGCAGCUGGUGUGACCAACCGGCCGGUGGACGUCUCCAUCCAGCUCAGCAUUGCAGGAUAUGAGCCUCUCUUUACCAUGAGUGCCCAGGAGCAGAACCUGGUUCCAUACACAGAACAUGGGUUUAACCGGCUCACCAAAAUCUACGCUACUCAUCCAUCUGCGAUGCAGUUCAUUAUGAACUACUUUGCUGAGGACAUUGCCGUUGCUAAGAUCAAGAGUGACGCCAGUCUGCUGUGGAGCAUCAGCCCUGCCAGCCGAGAGGCUAUGAUCCAGGAACUCAGCAACUCCUCUCACAUAUAUAUGACCUUGCGCUGGACGCUGCUCAGGAACGCCUCUAUAUCAAUGAAUGCAGAGACUGUGGGAGAACACACUGUGAAGUUUCAGGACCAGAGCUUGAUGAAAGAGAUUGUGAACAUGCUGAAAGGAAACAACAGCAAACCCGUGUUCAUUAACUCUCUUCUACCAAAGUUCAUUAGGGGUCCAAAAGGACCUGAGUCCAAAAUGGCAACCAGGAUGAAAGUAGCGCACUCAGACCGCCCAGAUCUCCAGGCAUUGUCGUUCUUCCGGCCCAUGUCAAUCAAACUUAAACAGGUCAACAGAGGGUCAGAGAAAGAAGCUGACCAGUGGUGGGUGGUGGAGGAAUGCUCCCCAGUCGUCACCUCCUCUGAGCGGAAGUGUCACAGUAUAGAGAUCGUGGUGUUCAGUGAUAAAGUCAGCCCUUCUAGCUUGGGCUUCCUGGCUGGACACGGUAUCGUAGGCCUAUACAUGUCAGUGGUCCUGGUAGUUGGAAAGUUCGUCAGAGAGUUUUUCAACGGGAUCUCCAGGUCCAUCAUGUUUGAGGAGCUGCCGUGUGUGGAUCGGGUUCUAAAACUCUGCACAGACAUUUUUGUGGUGCGAGAGACGGGAGAAAUGGAGCUGGAGGAAACAUUGUUUGAGAAACUCAUCUUCUUGUACAGAUCGCCAGAGACCAUGAUCAAGAUGACCAGAGAGAAGAAGGACAGCUAGGGUUCAGGUCAUUGGACAUUGUGAACAUUGAAUAGGAUGAGUAAGAUACCUAAUCUCUUCAGAACUGCCUAGAAAUCUUGAUCUGGGCUCAUUGUAAUGAUCUUACUCAAAUUUGAUGUUUUUUUCAAGCCAAUCAUUGAAUGUAUUAACAAAUCAUGAAGUACGGUAUAUAGAAGUGAACUUUAAAAUGUAACUAAAACAGGCUGUGAGCCAAUUAUUGGCAGAUUUACUUUUAAAUAUUCACUGAACAUCAUUAUGUCUAAUGUAUUACAUUUACUAAUUCCAUCCAAAUAGGUUUUUAAAUGAAAACAUUUCUUACAGGUCCCGCAUACAGGCAACUUACAGAAUGUGUGAUAGAUUAGCAAUUUGGUAUGAAACCUGUGUUAUUUGGUAUAGUAGUUCAUUUUGUGAACACUGAGCAAUGCAUGAAUUUUUAAUGAUUAGGGAGGUUUUAUUGCUGUAAAGCCUAUACCUUUAUAUUUUUCAGACCUAGAUUAUUAAGAUUAAGAAAAUUAACUUCCACAAACUCAUGGAUCAACAAAUACCUCUGUAAUUGCCAUGUUUCUGUAUUACUAUAACUAAUAAUUAUUGAUAUCAAAAAUAAAAAUGUGUCU
This is a messenger RNA of Betta splendens (Siamese fighting fish), 11296 nucleotides long. RefSeq names its product piezo-type mechanosensitive ion channel component 2. Bases 2463 to 10682 code for a protein of 2739 amino acids. The record is from RefSeq and is a predicted model, not a curated record. NCBI's taxonomy places the organism in Eukaryota, Metazoa, Chordata, Actinopteri, Anabantiformes, Osphronemidae. The transcript has 56 exons.